This is a messenger RNA of Apis cerana (Asiatic honeybee), 4567 nucleotides long. RefSeq names its product prestin. The record is from RefSeq and is a predicted model, not a curated record. Gene Ontology annotation, cellular component: membrane. Lineage: Eukaryota; Metazoa; Arthropoda; Insecta; Hymenoptera; Apidae. Gene Ontology annotation, biological process: transmembrane transport.
UUGUUAAAAAUUAUUUAUUGUGUAUUAUGAAUAUAUUUACAAAUAAGAUUUAGUCAUUUUCUUCAUUAUAAAUAUUUAUUAGGAUAUCUUUAUCUCUCAAAAACAAGACAUUAUAAAUAAUUAAUCAUGUAAUGUGUUUUUAAAAAUUAUUACAUCAAUAUUUAAUAUUUAUUUCUUUUUUGAAACAAAUUACACGUGCACUAGUUUUUCAUUUAAAUCAUGUCGAUCAAUUCUGUAAUAAGAUGACAAAAUUUGAUAUAUAUUGUUUUUUACAAUAGAACAAUUUUGAAAUUUGUUCAAAUUUGUACAAAAAAUUAUAAUAUAUUCUUUAAAAAUACUUUUUACUACAUAAUAAAUAUAUAUUUUUUGAUUAACUAAGAUCUAAUUAUAUUACAUAUAAUUACAUAUAAUUAAAAGAAAAGAUAUUUAUAUAUAUAUAUAUAUAUAUAUAUAUAUAUUUUAAUAAAAAACUGACAUAUCAAAUUUUAUCAUCUAACUAUUUUAUUCAAAAAUAAUUUUCAGAAAUUAUGAUAAUCCAUUUAGAGAAAAUUUUUAUUAGUAAAUUUUAAAUAUCUUAUAUUAUGAAUUUAGUUAAUUUGAACAUUAUAAUUAUUACACAAUUACUUACCUUUUUUAUUUCUUUAAAAAUCACAAAAUAAAUAAAAAUAAAUUUCAUUAAAAUAUGUACAAGAAUUUUUUUUUGUAGAUAGUAAAAAAAUGAAAGAUUAUUCUACAUACAUUUAUAAUUUUAUUAAAUCAUUUUAUGAUUUUUAAAUUUUAAUUAUUGUUAAAAGUCUCAUUAUACAUGUAACUGUGGUGCAACUGAAAGUGAUUCUGUGUUGUACAAAUAAAUUAAAAAAAGAAAAAAAGAAUUUAAGAUUUUCUUUUCGAAUAAAUCAAAUAUAAAAAUUUUUUAAUUUUUAAUGCAAGUGAAAUUAACUUCUUUCCAAUAAAAUAACAGAUAAAUUAAAUUAUCAAAUUAAAUUAUCAAAUUAAAUUAUUUUAUAUACGAAAAUAAGUAAAAAUAUAUACAUUUUUUUCAUUUAAAUAUCAAUUUUCUAAAAAAUAAAAUUUAAAAAUUUCUCGAUUAUAUGAUUUUUUGUUUCUAUGUGUUUUGAUUUUUUAAAAAAUAAAUAAAGUUUCAUUUUACAGUUACUUUAUAACCUCUUAAUUUCAACGAUCUAUCGAUAAUUCAUUCGUAUGUCAAUCAGGAAUUAAUUAAUUUUAUUUUCACACUUGAAUUUAAAAACGAAGUCUCAAAUAAAAAAAUAUUCUUUUUUUUCUUCCUUUUUUUUUUAUUAACGUAUUUUUACACAUUCAAGAAUUGUAUCCAUCUCAGUUGUACCAUCAGUUAAAUGUACGGACAUCUUGUAUACAGAUCAAAACUUUAUCUAUCGUAUCAUCUUAUUUAUAACCAUUAUUCAUAACUAUUUUUUUUUAUCAUUACACGUUAUAUUCGGACGCCUAACACUUGACUUCACAUCGACCACAUGGCGAGAAACACCGCGAAUACACUAUAAAUAGGAUCAUAAGGAUUAAAACCCACGAUGACGCAAUUCCGUCUCAUCAAACCUAGUUUCGUUCCAAGACAGAGGCAUCAAUUUCACUUUCUAACAAGCGUGUUACGACUCCGCUAUUACAUCGGCCCAAUUAAGCAUCUUAAUCGCUACCAAAUCGUACUGUCACGGUCGAAUAACUCGUAUCAUCCGUGGACUUGAUACCCAUAUGCUUAUAUACGUAUCUACAUACGCGAGGGACAGUUCUUGGUCCGAUAGCCGGCACGUGACUGAAUUCCAAUGGAAAAUGCACACGCGCCGAAGAGUGCGUUACUCACACGUCCGAUACGUUAGUAAGCGAUAGACAGUGCCACUGACUUAUCAUCGGUGCUUCCAUUUUCUGCCGACCCGCGCUUUUUUCACUAGAAUUCGUCGUGACGUUCGAUCGUGCGUAACAACGCUCUUUGACUUUGAAUCCAAAGUGAACGAUUCCAAGUGGACUACGCUUCGACACCAUCAUGACAGACUAUCAAAGCGACGAUAUGUCGGCGAUCAGCCCUGAAAUAACGGUGAGAAGACCAGUUUAUCAACAAGACGAACUUAAUCAUUUAUGUAAAUAUGCCAAACCAAAUGAAGCACUUUUGAAGAAUAUCUCGAUUAAAUGCAAAAAAAUGAGGCCGAUGAGAAUUCUAAAGACUACUAUACCUCUUAUUGACUGGUUGUCAACAUACAAUUGGAAGAAUGAUAUACUAGGUGAUAUUGUUGCUGGAAUUACUGUGGCAGUGAUGCAUAUUCCUCAAGGAAUGGCGUAUGCAAUAUUGGGCAACGUGCCACCGAUCAUUGGUAUUUAUAUGGCAUUUUUUCCGGUUCUUGUUUAUCUCUUCCUCGGCACCUCGAGGCACAAUUCUAUGGGUACCUUCGCAUUAAUAUGCAUGAUGACAGGAAAAGUGGUAGCAACUUACAGCACUCAAGGUCAAGUAAACAAAAACUCCACAACAGAAAACGAGUUACUAACCUCAACAAGUAGUCAAUAUUCCUCGGUAGAAGUUGCCACUGCGGUCACUUUCACUGUGGCCUUGAUUCAGUUGAUAAUGUAUUUGUUGCGAUUGGGAGUGAUCGCAGCGCUUCUGGCGGACAGUUUGGUGAGUGGAUUCACCACUUCUGCAGCGGUUCAUGUAUUUACGUCACAGCUAAAGGAUCUGUUAGGAUUAAAGAAUAUACCUAGGCGCAAGGGACCUUUCAAAUUAAUUCUUAGUUACGUCGAUUUGCUCAAUAACUUUCCAUCCAUCAAUGGGAUCGCCCUUUUGGUGUCUUGCGCUACUAUUUUGAUUCUCGUCGUCAACAAUGCCUUAAAGCCAAGAUUCGCAAAACUCAGCCCCUUUCCAAUCCCAAUAGAAAUGCUCGUAGUCGUUAUAGGCACAGUCCUUUCCGUGUACCUGAAUCUUGCGGACGUUUAUGGAAUUGCAGUAGUUGGUGACAUACCAGUUGGUUUACCAGUUCCAACCUUGCCACCAUUAUCCCUAGUGCCGAACAUUCUAAUAGACAGCUUCGUGAUCACUAUGGUGUCCUACACCAUAUCCAUGUCCAUGGCGCUCAUUUUCGCGCAGAAGUUGAGCUACGAAGUGGACUCGAAUCAGGAACUAAUGGCACAGGGAAUUGGAAAUCUAGUCGGAUCCUUCUUCUCCUGCAUGCCAUUCACAGCUUCUCUCUCUAGAUCCCUGAUUCAGCAAACUGUCGGUGGACGAACCCAACUGGCUAGCUUGAUAUCCUGUGGCAUUCUGGUUAGCGUUUUAUUAUGGAUCGGCCCCUUCUUCGAGCCUCUUCCACGGUGCGUUCUAGCCAGCAUCAUCGUGGUGGCUCUAAAGGGGAUGCUGAUGAAAGUGACAGAGUUCAAAAGAUUCUGGAAGCUGGACAAGAUUGACGGAAUCAUUUGGGCCGUGACAUUCACGACGGUGAUCCUGUUGGACGUGGAAUACGGCCUUCUGAUCGGGAUCGUGUUCUGCGUUGGCAAAUUGAUCUUCUUCUCCGUUCACCCUUACACCUGUUCCCUCGCUCCAGUACCUGGUACCGAGCUUUAUCUGGAUACCAAGAGAUAUAAAGGCACCGUCGAGUUACCAGGGAUAAGGAUAUUCCAUUACUCGGGUAGUUUGAAUUUCGCUUGCCGACAACAUUUCCGCGAUGAAGUGUACAAAGUUGCCGGACAAGUACCAAGAAAGGAACCGAAUGGUGGCUUUAAGCAUGAUCAAUUGAAGGAAGUUAAGAAGCUGAGGGCCCUAAUACUGGAUCUUAGCGCUCUCAGUCACAUAGAUCUGGCAGGCGCAUCUAGCCUGGGACAUCUGAUCAACGAAUACUGUGAAAUUGAUAUACCCGUCUACGUGGCAGGAUGUUCUGGACCUGUAUACGAGAUGAUGAGAAAGUGCAACCUAUUAGAAUACAAAAACGGCCUGUUCGCCGCCUUCCCCACCGUAGCCGACGCUGUGCAUUUUGCAAAAUGUAACACCGAGUCGUCUUCCAUGCCAGCAUGGAGCUCUUCAAUGUACGAGGAUACCGUUGUCGCAAGACUUUGAUUGGGAAUACUAAUCGCGAUUGCAUGCGGCAAGUUUCAUUCAUGGUUCCCAGGGAAAAAAUGCUCAAUUAACAAGUUUAAUUGAGAAUUUCUUGUUAUUUCUAAGAUUUGGACUGAUGGAUGGAGGGGGGAUUUGUUUUAAAAUUUUUUUGGAGAAAGAAAAAGAGAGAAUUUAAGAGAAAGAUAUUAUAGAUGAAUAUAAUAAUGUUGGAAUUUAUAUUAUGUACAGAUUAAAUAUAUAUUUAUAUGAUGUAAUAGAAAUUAAUUCAAACAACUUGCUCAAGAAAGAAUAUUGUCAAGGUUAUACGUAUUCGUCGAUUAAUUAAGGAUUUUAUUACUUGUAAUUAAAAGUAUUACUUGUAAUUAUAUAACUUGUAAUUAUUUAUUUAAAAAUUUUAUGUUUUCAAUGAUGAAAUUUGUAUUCUGUAUUUGGAUAAUUCGAUUUGUAUUUCUAUCAUAACGAAAUCAAUAAUUAAAUACGAAGACAAUUUAAAAUAAAAAGAAA